Hyaloscypha bicolor E is the source of this 1160-nucleotide messenger RNA. RefSeq lists its product as uncharacterized. The record is from RefSeq and is a predicted model, not a curated record. The coding region runs from base 44 to 1039 and encodes 331 amino acids. NCBI's taxonomy places the organism in Eukaryota, Fungi, Ascomycota, Leotiomycetes, Helotiales, Hyaloscyphaceae. The transcript has a single exon.
CGAGGGAUUCUCGAACUCGGCUCUGGAAGCGUACGGCCGUCACAUGACCCUCCCCUCUGGACGACACACUUCGGCCGUGGUCGCAGCUUUCCUUUCUGCUUCCACGUUUUACAUAACACCUUUCGACAACUGCUUCAUGGACCCCCAACUCCCAUACACAACUGCCGUUCUGGUCACCGCUUUUCUCACGAAACCUCCUUCAGAACAGGCUCCUUUGGUCCUAACAAGCGCCUGGAAACCCGCCCGGCCCGGCCAAUCACGAAGGAAAGGAAUCCACCUCCGAAGAAAGGCAUUGCUGGACAUUCAUCCAAAACCAGGUUGCGCGGGAUGUGCAACCUCACGAACUCAAUUUACGCAAGGCUCGACACUGCAAAUUGCUUUGCCAGUAAACCCCCACGCGGGUGGAAAUGCCUCCCAUUGGCUGUCUCACUGUGGUGUCACGUCUUUUCGUCAUGCCCAUGUCCCUCCGCCAGUAAAUGAUGAAUCUCACCCGCAGCUGCAGGCCUCAUCUGCACCCAUCUGCAUGCGCACAUGGACCUCCCAGGAUGCCCUUCGAAGAUGCCCACGCCCCCCUGGACAGCAUGAACUGGACCCCCGGAGCAGGGCCAACUCUUUUUACUCUUUCCACAUUUGCAACCCUCACCCCCACGCCUCCUCGCCAGCAUCGUGCGCACUGUGCAGAGGAGCAUAUUUGAAGCAUGGGGGCAAACUGGUUUCGAGAUUAUUUUUCCAGACUGGCGCCUCAAAAUGUCCACAUCGCCGAGCGACAAAGCAGCGAGGCCUCCUGCCGUGCUCUAGUGCUCCGUCGAUUUUAAUGUAUCGAACAAACACCCGUAGUAGUUGUUCCACGACGAGUCCAUCGACUCCAUCUGCUGUGGGCGCAAGAGAAGCUUCCGCUGUGGAUCACCGCUACCAAGGAACGGUCCUAGCUUUCAUCAAGCCAUGCAGGACGACGCCGCAUGCUCUUGAUAUCACAUGCAACACACGCAACGCGGCUUCUGAGUGGCUGCUCCCAACGACAACCAAGAACGGCGAUUAAAAUAUUGAUCUGUGUGGCACAGCUAGGCUGAGGUUAGAAGAAGCAAGUCGAGCCAGCAAGGCCAGAAUCUCGGUUUCAAAAACCAAUAGCAAAUUUCCAUGGAGAUGAACGGAGAUUGUGA